Messenger RNA from Daucus carota subsp. sativus, 1416 nucleotides. RefSeq names its product probable disease resistance protein RF9. The coding region runs from base 1 to 1416 and encodes 471 amino acids. The transcript has 2 exons. Gene Ontology annotation, molecular function: alpha-tubulin binding. Gene Ontology annotation, biological process: protein folding. The record is from RefSeq and is a predicted model, not a curated record. Lineage: Eukaryota; Viridiplantae; Streptophyta; Magnoliopsida; Apiales; Apiaceae.
AUGGGCGGUGGGUUCUACCACGAAGAACCUGUAGCAAUUCCAGCAAGUAUAAAAAAGCUGAAAAAGCUACAAACUUUGUGGGGUGCAGACUUUUCUAGGUACAAAUUUCCUAGAGAAAUUUGUGAGCUAGAAGAUUUGAGACAUAUAAGAUUUCAUAAAGGGGGUUUCAAGAUUCAAAGCAACCAAACAAAGCUCCAGACUGUAGAUACUAUAAAAUAUUCGGAUUGGAUCCAGAUUGAUACCGUCAAUUUGUUGGACCUCCGUGCUCUGUCUAUAACAUCAGUAGAAGGGGAAGAAGUAUCGGAAGAAGGAACUGCUUACAGUUGGGAGUCCAUAGCCAAGUUAACAAGUCUAGAAACUUUCAAUUUCUACUUUUCUCACUAUUUAAUGAUUCCAUCAAUUAGACCGCUGUCAUAUUGCGAAAAUCUACAGAGUGUCUGCUUGUCAGGUCCAAUAAAAGAUCCAUCAGAGUUGAGAUUUUUACCGGAGUCUGUCACAAAUUUAUCAUUAUCAAAGACCAAGUUCACACAAGACCCGAUGCCCACUUUGGCAAGUUUGUCAAAUAUUACCGCCCUUGACUUAGGCGAGGGGACGUACACAGGGGAGAAAAUGGUCUGCAGUGAUAAUACAUUUCCAUGUCUUCAAUUUUUGAAACUAGUAGGGCAUCCUAAUCUGAAAGAGUGGCAUGUCGAAGAUGGAGCUAUGCCUUCUCUCAGAGGUCUUUAUAUAGAUGAUUGUGAUAAUAUGAUGAUUCCCGAACGACUAAAUUGUGUUCCUCCUACACCCGAUUUCACUGAGCUGAUCUACGAAAAGAAGAAAAGAGAGAUUGUGGCUCAACAUGCUCGAGAGCUGCUCGAGGGAUAUUUGAUGCGUUCUCCCACCGGAGAAACCACUUUCAUAUUGCGAAAAUCUCCAGAGUCUCUGCUUGGCAGGUCUGAUAAAAGAUCCACAGAGUUGAGAUUUUUACCGGAGUCUGUCACAAAUUUAUCACUAUCAGAGACCAAGCUCACACAAGACCCGAUGCCCACUUUGGCAAGUUUGUCAAAUCUUACUGCCCUUGACUUAGGCGAGGGGAUGUACACAGGGGAGAAAAUGGUCUGCAGUAAUAAUACGUUUCCAUGUCUUCAGUUUUUGAAACUAAUAGGGCAUCCUGAUAUGAAAGAGUGGCACGUUGAGGACGAAGCAAUGUCUUGUCUCAAAGGUAUUUAUAUAGAUGAUUGUGAUAAUUUGAUGAUUCCCGAACGACUAAAUUGUGUUCCUCCUACACCCGAUUUUACUAAGCUGAUCUCUAUAAAGGAAAAAAAAGGAAAAAGAGCUUCUAGGGCGAAAGAUUCAGGCACAGGCUCAAGUUAUGCGGGCUGUUUAUUUGUUCCAGGCUGCUUCGUAGAGAUUCUUGCAAUGACAGACGAGCAUUAG